CCAGGUAUAUCCUACAAGCGCAAGAGUCAGCAUCCUUACAAUACCCUAAAGUAGACGUGCUGUUGUUGGUUUCUCAAAUUUGUGUGGAAAUACCCUCAAGGACCAUGCCUGCCUUCAGAAACCUCGUGCUGCUGUUUCUACUUGCAUGCAUAGCGCAGCAUGUCUCCGAAGCAGGGAGUGACAAGGGUCGCGAGAAGAAGGGUAAAACAGACGGGGUUGACAGUAGCAGCGGUUCAAGAACUCCAAGAGGUAACGACAACGUGCCCAAGGGGAAGUUUACUACCAAGGACAAGGCGCAGUGCACGUGGAAGGCAGAGGGCACGGACACUUACAUUAUGACCAUCACUUGCAAGAAAGGCAAAAAAAGUAGCGAGUGCACUUAUACCGCUAGACCUGACACUUGUCCAGGUUAUUCUGGCAAUACCAAAGGAUACUGGAAACAAAUUGCACGUGAUCUUAAGAAGCAAAAGAAACUGUGCCAAGAUCCUGGCGCUCUUAUCAAGGCUGGUAUGUGUAAGCGCGCGCCACAGGACGCACACUUCAAGCUCGAAGACGCAACACCAAACGUGGACUUGACAAAAGUCGUGGAACAGAGAAAGCCAGUCGAUGGUAAGGAACAGGUGUCGACGUCUACAAAGAGGACAACCACAGUCUCUGCGCCAGUAGGAGCAAAGGAUACGUCCUGCACAGAGCGUGUCGAUCAUAAGAAGCUAGCCGAGGAAAAAUGCGGGAGCUGGGCUAGUCUCUGUAACUUCCUCUUUACCAUUGUACAAAGUGGGGACUGCUAGUGUUUUCACUGCCUCUGUGUUUGUUUGUAUGUUUGUUUGUUUGUUUGUUUGUUUGUUUGUUUGUGUGUGUGUGCGCGCGCGCAGGUGUGCGCCUGUGUGAGUGAGAUAGAGGUUUUUCAAUGCAUACAUGUCGAAAAGUUCCGAAAUUUGCACCCAUAGCACUGCAAUAUGCUGAAAAGCUUAUUUUUUUCACUUGUUCUUAAUGACUUAUUCGUUUUCAUUAUCAGUAUAAUAUAGAUCUAAAAAGUAAGACAUCAAUAGCACAACUAUAACCAAAUACAUGUCAAAUGAUGUAUGCUGAUUUUGCUUCGAUGUUGUACUUAAACCACACCACUGUAUUUAUGUUGGACAAAUACAA
Alosa alosa (allis shad) is the source of this 1146-nucleotide messenger RNA. It is a transcript of the gene fgfbp1b, whose product is annotated as fibroblast growth factor binding protein 1b. Bases 105 to 788 code for a protein of 227 amino acids. The transcript has 2 exons. Lineage: Eukaryota; Metazoa; Chordata; Actinopteri; Clupeiformes; Clupeidae. Gene Ontology annotation, biological process: cell-cell signaling. The record is from RefSeq and is a predicted model, not a curated record. Gene Ontology annotation, molecular function: growth factor binding.